This is a messenger RNA of Symbiodinium pilosum, 4299 nucleotides long. The record is from the annotation of a GenBank genome assembly. NCBI's taxonomy places the organism in Eukaryota, Dinophyceae, Suessiales, Symbiodiniaceae.
AUGACGGACAUCUUCAGAAGGCUGGUCAGAGGCGAUGGCUGGCCCGACGAGCCGGAAUUACCCUCAGAAGAUGCACCACCUGUGCCGACGUAUUCGAUCUGCCUCAGCCUUCUCUGGUUGGUGCCCGUCUUCAUAUACUGGCUUUUAGAUUUCCUGCUGACGCGCCGAAGGCGUACCGUCCGUGAAUCUAGUGCAGAUGUGGAUGACGCCGCGCAGUCUGUGCUUUUGCAGGAUGACGAACCUGAAGAGUCGGCGGGUGGCCCACGCAUAAACACAUUCGUUGGACAGACACAGCCUGGUUACUUUCCCGUCAUGUUGGCGUCUCUCGAGCAUUCCCUACCACAUUUGCAGAAAGGCCGGGCGACAGCUGGAGGUCUGGGCAAAGUCGUUGAUCUCAUUGCCAGGAAGCACCCUACGGAUAUUCUUUUAGUUCAUCCGAUGAUGAAGCAGGAAGAGGGCAAACUGCAAUAUGGGCAAGCCUGCGAGGAGCAAAUGCCUUUGCGCUUGGUCAUUGACGGUGAGCGUUGUAACGUUCGCGUGUAUAGGUUCGUACCACCAAGUGACGCCUGUAUAGCGGAUUCUCACGUGGAAUUCCUGAUGCUUUCGCAUGAGAUCUUUGAAUCCCGUGCUAUGGACGGUAUCUAUCCAAAUCCGCUAUCACGAAGAGCCGUUCUCAAGUUCUUUUCGUUAUGGAACCAAGCAGUUGGUGCUUUGCUGGCUCGACACAAGCCGCGAGUAUUUCAUUGUCCGGACUUUCAUGCCGCUAUUGCUCCUUGGUACGCCUUGCCGGAGCACCCACAACUGAGGAUCUUGCUGGUGUUACACAACGCUGAGUAUCAAGGCACUAUCAGCACAGAUAUGAUUUUUGGCAGGAGGUUGGCUGCCAUAGCCUCCUUGUUCAACUUGCCACCUCAAAUGGUGAAAGAUCAUCUGCUUCUGGAUGGGCGGUUUAACAUGCUAAAAGCAGCUGUUGACUUUGUCAUCGAGAAGCAGAAUGGUGAGGGUGUCUGUGCAGUGUCCCAGUGGUAUGCUGCCGAAUGCCAUUCCAGCUAUGGAGUCCUCUGGCCUUUGCCAAGGAUUCAGGGUUUGGACAAUCCGAUGUUAGAAGAAGAGAGAGCUGUCGUAAAAGGAGACAUCACUCAAGCCAAAGCUGAAGCCAAACUUCGCGUUCAGAGAAGAUUUGGUCUUAGGCAAAGCCCCGAUGCUCGUCUUUUUGUUUCCUUGGGCCGGCUGGUGAGGCAAAAGGGUGUGGAUCUCAUCGCGGAUGUUGCGGGAUGGCUUCUCUCAGAGCAUGCAGACUCCCAGCUGAUUCUAGUGGGCCCCGUUGGGGAUGGGUUCGGCCACUAUGCCGCAAGCAAGCUGCGACAACUCGAUGAGAAUGGAGACUACCAGGGCCGGCUAUAUGUGAACAUUCAGUUCAUGCGAGAUCCGGAGGCAUUGAGGGACAUGAAGCUUGGCGCAGACUUUUGCCUCAUGCCGUCGCGAGAUGAGCCAUUCGGCUAUGUGGACAUCGAGUUUGCUUGGCACGGAGCUCUUCUGGUUGGUGCUCAAGCUGGAGGAUUGGGAAAGGUUCCUGGCUUUUACUUCCUGGCCCAGAACAGAGAGAAUCUGGGCCGCUUGCGAAAGGAAUUAAGGUCAGCAGUGUCUCAAGCGAUGCAAGCACCAAGAUCGCAGCUUGAAAGCAUGGCCCAGGCGGCCGUCCGUUGCAGCUUCCCCCUGGACCAAUGGCAGCAGCGCCUAACAGCCGCUUACGGAAUUGUGACGGAGGGCGUACCCGCAUUGCAAAGAGCACAGUCUGCGCAGAGCCUGGCUACAUUGGGGGAUGCACGCAGUCGGGGCGAGUCUGAUCAAGGAUUUCGGGCAGUUGCGGCUCCGCCAGGCUCCUCCAUUGAGUUCAGCGACAGUUCAGGCAGCGCUUCCGGAACAAGAACCUUCCUGCCGUAUCCUGAUGCAUCUGCUGAUGCGGUGCUGCUGACUCCAAUAAGUGAUGGAGCUGUGAUACGAGGCGCAGGUGCUGCUCCCGUAUCAGCCGUCGAAUCGGCUGUGGGCGAGGAAUGCCAUCGUGUCAAUGCUAGCUUUGCGCCGUCUGCUGCGGGACCUGAGUUUAUGACCCAGGAGCUUGACGAAGAUGAACUGGCAGAGAGGGUGAAGCAGAAAGUCCAUGAUCACCAGUGGGGGAUUGACGAGAUCCUGGAAAGUGUUGGAGCCGAUGUGGACUUCGAACGUGAAGGUAGUCCGAUGGCCCGUUGGCUUCUGGGUCGUACAUGUGGUGUUCAGCGGGUCCACAUUGUUGUUGCCUUGGGCUACGUGGCUUCACCAGUUGCGGAGUUCUUGACGUUCAUUUCAGCCACAGAGUGGGGUCUGAGGGGCGGGGAGACUGUGCCACGGUUCGCACAGCGUCUUUUUGGCCAAAAGAUUGACCCUCCUAUCUUGAACAUGGUGCUCUUUGCGAUCAACGCCCUUGCCUUCAGCAUUGCCGCACCAUUCUGGGCAGCACUGAGCCGUUACUUCCAGCCGAGGAGGAUCAUGGCAGUCAGCUUGCUGCUUCAAGUUCCGCUUCUUCUAACUUUAUGGCCAAUGUACCCCAGUUUUGAGAUGGCGUGUCUACUGGUGUUCACGCACGGACUCGUCACCGCUUCAUCAUUCCUGUUCCUCGUGUUCAAUUUCAUGAUGUCUAUCAAGGCUGAUAUGAGCAACUACGCAAUACGUCUUGGGACCUUAGAAAUGUUGCGUUAUGUCGUGAACUGGCUGCUUAGCGGCUACAUCUUUCUUGCAUCCCCUUCGUCACUCCGUGGAACAAAGCAGCAGCCCAUUCCGACGAAAUUCGCAUUGCUCUUGCUGCCUAUUGGGCUGCUGAUGCUGCUUUUGACCCUCAUACCAGGAGUCCUACUGCUGUUUGCCCCUGGGCCUUACCGAGAGGAUCGGUUUCCUGGCUGGAACCUCGACCUCUUCUUCAAAAGGAGGUCCUUUGUUCUGCUCUUCUUGAGCGAGUGUGCGGGAAAUUUGGCCUUGUUUCCAGGAACCUGUUAUAUCAGCUGGUGGCUCUCCAACGGCUGGAGCAGCCUGGAGCUCUCGAGCCUCAGUGUCCUCUUCGCAUUUUUAUUAGCGCUGGGGACAUUUAUUUGGGCAGCAGCUCUGAGCCGUGCUUCCAUUCACGGCUUCUCUUUUCUUGUCGGAGUGGUCGUCAUGCUUGCUCCAGCGAUGAUGCUGCGAAGCAUCGUUCAAGACGAAGUGGCCACGAUUACCAGCCUGGGACGCUCCGAGGCCGCAUUGAUCAUCAGCGUGUUCAGCUUGUUCUUGGAGGGCGUCCGUUCUUCAGCGCUUUGGACGGCAAAGAUCCGGAUCCUGAAUUCACGAUGGCGCCUGUUGAGCUACGGGACGGUCCUUCAAAGCUGCAGCCACUUCAGCGCCUUUCUCUCGCCCUUUGUGUGCGAGUUCCUUGCGAGGCAGCAUGGAGUGACCUUCAUCACCCGCAAUCAGAAGGAGCUGGCAGAUGCCAUGAUCCUUUCGGGUGUCCCCUUGGGCCUGCUCCAGUUCUUCUUGCAGGUGGCGAUUGCGCCGUUUAUCAAGAAGGACAUGGGCAUCUCCGUUGGUGCUGAGCGAAGUUCAAGGAGCUUGCUGCGGAAGUUCAGGAAGGGGACCUCUGCUUUCGCGCUUACCACGUUUGCAGGUGCAGGCAUUGCUCUGCUAGUGUUGAUGAACCUCUUCUUGAAGAUACAGAUGCCAGUGGACAGAAUUGCUAGAUGCGAGCUUCCUCACGCCACAAACUGUUCAGUUCUUGUGGAUGAGGUUGACGCGCAGCAGGCUGAAUUUGGCCAACACUACGGGCUCAACCGGUAUGGACAAAACACCACAGGUCUCUACAACUGCCUGAGCCGCAUGAGAGCUGUUGGAGGAGACACUUUCCGUUUUUGGCAGUUUGGGAGGUGCGAAGUGCGGAGUUGCCGGACAGCGUCAGCCUUGGAAAGUGGGCGAUCGGCUGCGGGAGGGGAGGGACCUUUAGAUGCGUACGAUUUGUGGUCACGCUUUUGUGACAUGUCGCGGCCGGACCUGGUAGCAGUGCAUCUUUUCGAGUGGCCCUGGCAAGACGUGGGCAGCGAAUGCGAAAACUACUUGGGGCCAGCAGGUUUCAAUGCUGUGCAGGUCUCGCCACCCAGCGAACACAUUCUGGGUGAUUCCUGGGCAACUCGAUACCAACCCGUGUCGUACAAGCCGCGCGGUUGCACCUUGACGCCUUUCCAGCUUCAAAUUGACGGGAUGCAAGAGUUAGGGCAAGUUUUGUCCAGCUUCGCUUGCUAA